AUGCAGAAUCAAGAACAUUUGCUACAAGAGAUUGAGAGCAUCGAUGAUUACUGGGGCCCAACUAUCAGAGCCAUAUACGAUCAGGACAAUGACAGCCGCAAAUUCAUUGACAUUUUGGACAACCGUAUCAAGCAUUAUGACAAAGAAAUUGAACGUAUGUGUAAUUUCUAUUAUCAAGGGUUCAUAGAUUCUAUCAGAGAAUUGCAGCAAGUUGAAAGUCAAGCGUCUAAGUUGAAAAACCAAGUAGUUCAGCUAAAUUCUGAUAUACAAAAAAUUGUUGCUGAUGUCACAGAUGCCGGUGAAGAGUUAGUGAAAGCCAGACAAGUUGAAAAUAACAUUGAAAUGGCUAUUGAUAGUUUGUCUUUAUGUUUACCUGCUCUUUCUUCAUAUAGUAAAUUGCAAAAACAAAUGGCCAGUAAACGUUACUAUCCUGCGUUGAAAACAUUGGAACAACUGGAACAAUUAUAUUUACCACAAGUAUCCCAUUAUAAAUUUUUUAGGCGAAUUAUUGAACAAAUUCCUAAGCUCCGAGAAAAUAUUAAAGAUUCUUCUAUGUCUGAUUUAAAUUGUUUUUUAGAAACCAUAAGAAAAUUUUCAUCCAAAGUUGGAGAAGCUGCAAUGAAACACAGUGUUGAACGAGGUGUCGAACAACAAAACUAUGAUUUUGGUUUGACUAAGUUGAAAAAGAAAAAAGAUUCACCCGAAGAUAAUUCUGAUGAUGAAGACUCAUUGAGUGCACAAGAUCUUAUUGAUUUCUCACCUGUUUACCGUUGUCUUCAUAUUUGUACUGUAUUGUCGUCGCGAGAUACGUUUGAUGCAUAUUAUAGACAACAGAGAAGAGAACAAGCUCUCUUAACUCUUCACCCUCCCAACAACAUGCACGAGUCUAUUUCAAGCUAUUGUAAUUAUUUACAGAGUAUUGUAGGAUUUUUUGUCGUAGAAGAUCACGUAUUGAAUACUGGUAAUGGAUUAUUGACAAGGUCUUAUUUAGAAGAUUUGUGGAAAAUGGCAUCUGACAAAGUGGUGAGCAUAAUGAGGACAAAUACCGCAUACUGUACUGAUGCAAAUUUACUCUUGAAAAUUAAAGAUUUAAUUAUGGUAUUUUACAUAACUCUUAGAAGUUAUGGGUAUCCUGUUAAAAAUUAUUUGGAUUUAUUACAUGAAAUACAAGAACAUUACAACGAAAUAUUAAUGCAAAAAUGGGUUCAGGUAUUUAGAGAAAUUUUAUACAGAGAAACAUUUUGUCAUCUUGAGGUUGACAACCAAGAACAAUACGAUAAUGUUAUACAUACAUUUCCCUAUCAAGAUGAACAUUUAGAAUCUCUACCAUUUCCUAAAAAAUUUCCAUUUUCAUCGAUGGUGCCCAGCGUUUAUGAUCAAGUAAAGCAAUUUAUAUUCGCUUGUCUAAAGUUUUCCAACGACCUUAAUUUUAGUGAAGGAGAAGUCGACGAAAUGGUUCAAAAAUCUACAAAAUUAUUGUUAUCUCGAACUUUCAGUGGAUGCUUAUCAUCUGCUUUUCAUCAACCCAGACUUGGUCUUUUACAAGUUAUACAAAUUAUAGUUGAUACUAGAUUUUUAGAAAAAUCAUCAAACUCAAUUCAAAAAUUUGUGUCUGAGGCUACUGGAUCUACUGGUGGUACUGUUGGGGAUGAUGCAGGGAUUACAUUAGGUGUUGCCAGAAGUGAUGCUGAACAUCAUAUGUACGAUAAAAUGAAAUUGAAAUUAAAUGAGUUUUUGGAUUUAGAAGACUAUGAUUGGAUGUUAGCUGAACCGACUGGUCAAGCUUCAUCAUUUGUUACCGACUUAAUUAACUUUUUACGGGUAGUUUUUAAUGCAUUAAGAAAUCUCACUGAAGAAGUAUCUGUUCAUGUCUGUCAAGUGGCGUUUGAACACAUUUCUAAAUCUAUAUUGAAUUUAUUACUCAGUGAUGAUAUCAAACAAUUAUCUAUGGGUGCCUUAAAUCAAUUAAAUCUUGAUGUUAUACAGUGUGAAUUGUUUGCUGCAUCAGAGCCCGUUGGGAAGACUGACGAUCCGGAUUUUUCUCAGCAUUUUGCUCCUCUAAGACAACUCUUGGACUUACUCCUGAGUUGGGAUUGGUCAACAUACUUCCACGAUUAUGGCCAGGAGACAUCAAAAUAUUCGCACGUUAAACCAACCACAGCCAUUAUUGUUUUAGAAAAAUUAAAAGAAGCUGAUAAAAAAAGUGUAUUUUCAGUAUUAAAAAAAAGUGAAAGGGAUAAAAAAAAAUUAUUAGAAACUGUUCUAAAACAAUUGAAACAAUUGGCAAUAACUGUUCAACAAUAG
Cinara cedri is the source of this 2304-nucleotide messenger RNA. NCBI's taxonomy places the organism in Eukaryota, Metazoa, Arthropoda, Insecta, Hemiptera, Aphididae. The record is from the annotation of a GenBank genome assembly.